This is a messenger RNA of Dovyalis caffra, 3006 nucleotides long. NCBI's taxonomy places the organism in Eukaryota, Viridiplantae, Streptophyta, Magnoliopsida, Malpighiales, Salicaceae. The record is from the annotation of a GenBank genome assembly.
AUGGCAACAACUAUGGUUAGCUCUGCUGGUGGACUGUUAGCUAUGCUUAAUGAGAGCCACCCUCUGUUAAAACAACACGCACUUUACAAUCUCAACAACUUUGUUGAUCAAUUCUGGCCCGAGAUCUCUACUAGUGUGCCUAUAAUAGAGAGUUUGUAUGAAGAUGAUGAGUUUGAUCUGAAUCAGAGACAGCUUGCCGCAUUGCUUGUUUCUAAGGUUUUCUAUUACUUGGGUGAACUUAAUGACUCACUGUCAUAUGCCCUUGGAGCUGGAUCCCGCUUUGAUGUUUCGGAGGAUUCUGACUAUCUUCAUACUCUCCUUGCUAAGGCCAUAGACGAGUAUGCUAGCCUAAAGUCCAAGGCAGCUGAAUCAAAUGCUGAUGUAGCAGAUGUGGACCCUAGGUUAGAGGCAAUCGUGGAGAGAAUGCUGGACAAGUGCAUCACUGAUGGAAAGUUCCAACAAGCUAUGGGUAUUGCAAUUGAAUGCCGAAGAUUGGAUAAACUCGAGGAAGCUAUCUUGAAGAGUGAUAAUGUCCAUGGAACUCUCUCCUAUUGCAUUAAUGUUUCUCAUUCAUUUGUUAACCGUAGAGAGUAUCGGCACGAGGUCCUCCAGCUUCUUGUUAAAGUAUAUCAAAAGUUACCUUCUCCUGAUUAUUUGAGCAUUUGUCAGUGUUUGAUGUUCUUGGAUGAGCCUGAAGGUGUAGCUAGCAUCUUAGAAAAACUUCUACGCUCAAGAAAUAAGGAUGAAGCUUUGUUGGCAUUUCAAAUAGCUUUUGAUCUUGUGGAGAAUGAGCACCAGGCUUUUCUUCUGAAUGUUAGAGACCGUCUUUCACCUCCAAAGACUCAAAUUUCAGAGCCAAAACCUGCGGCUCCAGAUUCAUCUCAAAAUGAAAAUUCUAGUGCUCCAGAAGAUGCUCAAAUGACCGAAGGAACUUCAUCUCCUAUUGUGCAUGAAAUAGAUCCAAGUGAAGCAGUCUAUGCUGAGAGGCUGACAAAAAUAAAGGGAAUUUUGUCUGGGGAGACAUCAAUACAGCUGACUCUGCAAUUCCUAUAUAGUCAUAACAAGUCAGACCUCCUUAUACUGAAGACAAUUAAGCAAUCUGUCGAGAUGAGAAAUAGUGUCUGCCAUAGUGCAACUAUUUAUGCCAAUGCAAUUAUGCAUGCUGGAACAACUGUGGAUACAUUUCUCAGGGAAAAUUUAGACUGGUUGAGCAGAGCCACAAAUUGGGCCAAAUUUAGUGCAACAGCAGGUCUUGGUGUCAUCCACAGAGGUCACUUGCAGCAGGGCAGGUCACUGAUGGCCCCUUAUUUGCCUCAAGGCGGUGCUGGUGGUGGAGGUAGUCCAUACUCAGAAGGUGGCGCCCUUUAUGCUCUGGGACUUAUUCAUGCCAACCACGGCGAGGGCAUAAAACAAUUCCUUCGUGAAAGCUUACGUAGCACCAGUGUGGAGGUUAUUCAACAUGGUGCAUGUUUAGGUCUUGGUUUGGCAGCUCUAGGAACCGCUGAUGAAGAUAUCUAUGAUGAUAUCAAAAGUGCGUUGUAUACUGAUAGCGCUGUUGCUGGUGAAGCUGCUGGUAUCAGUAUGGGUUUGCUUAUGGUUGGGACUGCAAGUGAGAAAGCUAGUGAGAUGCUUGCGUAUGCGCACGAGACCCAACAUGAGAAAAUCAUCAGGGGAUUAGCAUUGGGGAUAGCCCUUACAGUUUAUGGGAGAGAAGAAGAAGCAGACACACUAAUCGAGCAGAUGACUCGGGAUCAAGAUCCUAUACUUCGUUAUGGUGGCAUGUAUGCAUUGGCAUUAGCAUACAGUGGAACAGCAAACAACAAGGCUAUUCGCCAGUUGCUGCACUUUGCUGUAUCAGACGUGAGUGAUGAUGUCAGGAGGACUGCUGUUCUUGCACUUGGAUUUGUCUUGUACUCUGAGCCAGAGCAGACUCCUCGAAUUGUCUCCUUGCUUUCGGAGUCUUAUAAUCCACAUGUACGAUAUGGUGCUGCUCUCGCAGUUGGCAUCUCCUGUGCAGGCACUGGCUUGAGUGAGGCUAUAUCUUUGCUAGAACCUUUGACGUCAGAUGUUGUUGAUUUUGUUCGUCAAGGUGCCCUCAUUGCAAUGGCUAUGGUCAUGGUCCAAAUGAAUGAAGCCAGUGAUUCUCGUGUUGGAACAUUCAGACGGCAAUUGGAAAAGAUAAUCCUUGACAAGCAUGAAGACACAAUGAGCAAGAUGGGAGCAAUCCUUGCUUCCGGAAUACUUGAUGCUGGGGGUAGGAAUGUGACUAUAAGAUUGCUUUCCAAGACAAAGCAUGAUAAAAUCACUGCUGUUGUUGGCCUUGCUGUUUUUAGUCAGUUUUGGUACUGGUAUCCACUUAUCUAUUUCGUAAGCUUAGCAUUCUCACCCACAGCUUUUAUUGGUCUUAACUAUGACUUGAAAGUUCCAAAAUUUGAGUUUGUAUCAAAUGCAAAGCCUUCUCUGUUUGAGUAUCCAAAACCAACCACUGUGCCUACCGCAACGUCUGCUGUGAAACUUCCUACUGCAGUUCUGUCAACAUCGGCGAAGGCCAAAGCUAGGGCUAAGAAAGAAGCAGAUCAGAAAGCUAGCGCUGAAAAGGCAGCUGGAGCAGAGUCUUCACCUGCUGCAACAAGUGCUGGAAAAGGGAAAGCGCCCAGUGAGAAGGAUGGGGAUGCUAUGCAGGUUGAUGGGCAGCCAGAGAAGAAAGCAGAGCCCGAGCCUUCUCAUGAAAUUUUGAUAAACCCAGCCAGGGUUGUUCCUGCCCAGGAGAAAUAUAUUAAAUUUAUGGAAGAUAGCAGAUAUGUGCCAGUGAAGUCAGCACCUUCAGGGUUUGUUCUCUUGAGAGACUUGCAACCAACUGAACCCGAGGUGCUUUCUCUUACAGAUACACCUUCAUCUACAGCAUCACCUGCUAGUGGUUUGGCCACAGGACAGCAAAGUUCUGCAUCGGCCAUGGCGGUUGAUGAGGAACCCCAGCCUCCACAGCCUUUUGAGUACAGCUCAUAA